UUCAAGCGAGCAGAUCGCCUUGACUUGAUAAAACAAUCACGUUCAACAUAUUGCAUUGGAUUAUAACCUGAGGGUGCCUCACACAAUUGCAAACAGUGAUAUUGACACAAACUUUCACGACAUUGGCGUUCAACUUUAUCUCGAACAAAAGGAGUAAUCGGGUUCCGAUUAAACAUUUAUCAUGGAGUAUUGGACAAUAGUCUUAUCAAUAAUAGCCGUCAUACUUGCUAUUUAUUAUUAUUCAUCCCGUAAAAAUUCGAAUGUGUUUCAGCAGCACGGAAUUCCACAUGUAAAAGACUAUUUCUUGUUAGAAAGGAUUUGGAAACUUUUUGUUCGACCAAAAAGUUUCGCCGAUAUGAUUAAAGAAAUGUACAAUGUGCAUUCCGAUGCUAAGUAUAUUGGUGCUUUCGAUUUUACGAGAUCGAUCGUAGUAAUUCGUGAUCUUGAACUGAUUAAAUCUGUCGCUAUUAAAAAUUUCGACGCGUUUCCGGAUCAUCUUUUCUUUGGCAACGAAACUCAAGAUCCGCUUUUUGGAACAAAUUUGAUUGCUCUUCGCGGUGACAAAUGGCGCGACAUUAGAUCGCUUCUGAGUCCUGCUUUUACAGCUAGUAAAAUGAAGACAAUGUUUCAAUUGAUAUCUGAAUGCGCUGUGAACUUUUCGGAGUACUUAUUGAAUGUACCGUCAGAUAAACGCGUUAUGGAAAUGAAAGAUAUAUUCACAAGAUACUCUAACGACGUGAUCGCCUCAUGCGCCUUUGGUAUUGACGUGGAUUCGAUGAGAAACCCAGAAAAUGAUUUUUACAUUUUCGGCAAAAAAGCGACAAAUUUUGGCAUGUUUGCUCUUAUGAAAAUUAUGAUGUAUCAACAUAUGCCGUCGCUUAUACGUCUGUUAAAUAUUAAAUUAAUAGAUGAUCGUACUAAUGCAUUCUUUGUAAAUCUGGUAGCUGACACUAUAAGAAUAAGAGAAGAGAAAGGUAUUACUCGUCCAGACGUAAUCCAAUUGUUGAUGGAUAGCAGAAGUAAAAGAGAACCCGGGAGAGAACUGACCAUUUUGAAUAUAACAUCACAGGCAUUCAUUUUUUUUGUUGCUGGCUUUGACAGUAGCUCGACACUGAUGAGUUUCGUGGCACACGAAAUUGCCGUCAAUCCAGAUAUUCAAGAGAAACUGCAAAAUGAGAUCGACAAAAUUUUAGAAGAUACGAAUGGUAAACCAUCUUAUGAGGCGAUCAAUGGAAUGAAAUAUCUAAAUGCCGUUAUUAAUGAGGCUCUCAGAAAGUAUCCGGUACAACCAAUGACGGACAGAAUAUGCGUUAAAGAUUUUGAGUUGCCUCCUACACUGCCAAAUGCAAAGCCAUGUCUUGUAAAGGAAGGAAUGACACUCUUUAUCCCAAUUUAUGCGCUUCAACACGACCCUAAAUACUUUCCGGAACCUGAUAAAUUCAAACCUGAGAGAUUCUUCGAUGAAGAAGACCAGUGUAAUUUUAAUGCUUAUUAUCCAUUUGGAUUAGGUCCGAGAAUGUGCAUCGGCAAUAGAUUCGCGUUGCUCGAGACAAGAAUUAUGUUAUUUCAUCUUCUGGCUCGUUGUCAGUUAAAGCCGUGCGAGAAAACUUCGACAUCUGUAAAAUUUCAGAAAGGUGGAUUUUCAAUGCGGAUGGAAGGCGGUUUCUGGUUGAGCAUUGUACCUAGAGAAAACGCGCAUCCUACGGUUAUGGAAGCAAACCAGUCAUGUCAGUUCCAAAUUCCAAAAUAUGUACAUAUAUAUACUAUCAAUAUGAUAUAUAUAAUUGCAUUGUCGGUGAUAGCAGGUGCUUUAGGCCUUUAUUAUUUUCUCUUCAAAGAUUUAAAUUAUUUCAAAAAAUAUGGCAUACCAUAUAAGACACCUCUGCCGAUAUUGGGAAAUAUGGGACCAACGUUUUUGCGUCUUCAGUCGUUAGCCGAAUUGGUCAAGACCACUUAUAACUUACAUCCUGAAGCCAAGUAUGUUGGUAUGUUUGAUAUGACCGUUCCAGUUGUGGUGAUUCGUGAUCCCGAGCUUAUUAAAUCCGUCACGUUGAAACACUUCGAUAAUUUCAUGGAUCAUCGCAGUUUUAUAGAUGAAAAUCAAGAUCCACUAUUCGGCAAAAAUCUUUUCGCCCUUCGCGGAGAAAAAUGGCGACAGGUACGAUCUUCAUUGAGUCCAGCCUUCACAUCCAGCAAAAUGAAAUACAUGUUUAAGUUAAUGUCGGACUGUGGUGUCAAUUUCGGUAAUUAUUUGGCGCAAUUGCCACCGGAGCAGAGAAUACUGCAGAUGAAAGACAUCUUUACGAAAUAUACUAACGACGUGAUUGCUACUUGUGCUUUUGGUGUCAGUGUUGAUUCCAUGAGAAACUCGGAAAACGAAUUCUAUGUAUACGGCAAAGAAGCGACAUCUUUUAACACUACUGCUUUCAUAAAGUUUUACAUAUUUAGAACCUUGCCUUGGUUGGCACGAUUAAUCAACUUGAAAAUCAUUCGUCAAAAAAUAACAGAUUUUUUCCGAGACCUUAUAGAAACUACUAUAAAAACCAGGGAUGAGAAUGGUAUCGUCCGUCCUGAUAUGUUGCAAUUGAUGAUGGAAACCCGAAGUAAAGAGGGCAAAGCAGAAUUCACUACCGAUGAUAUGGUAGCACAGGCAUUUAUCUUUUUCUUUGCUGGCUUCGAUAGUACUUCAACGUUAAUGAGUUUUGCCGCUCAUGAACUCGCAAUAAACCAAGAUAUACAAGAAAAAGUUCAAAAGGAAAUCGACCAAGUUUUGGAAGAAACGAAUGGACAAGCACCUUACGAAGCGAUUAAUGGCAUGGAAUAUUUAGAUGCUGUGAUUAACGAAGCUCUCAGGAUGUAUCCGGUUGCUGUAGCAAUGGACAGAGUAUGUGCAAAAGAUUUUGAGCUGCCGCCAGCAUUACCAGGAUUGAAACCAUUGGUUAUAAAGAAAGGGCAAAGCAUAUGGAUACCGGCUUAUGGACUUCAACAUGACCCUAAUUACUUUAAGGAUCCGGAGAAAUUUGAUCCCGAACGAUUUUUUGGUGAACAGAAGAAGGACAGUCUCAAUUGCGGAGCCUACGUUCCUUUUGGUCUUGGUCCCAGGAUGUGCAUAGGUAACAGAUUCGCAUUAUUGGAGACAAAGGUUAUACUUUUUCAACUACUGGCCCGUUGCGAUUUGAAAACCUGCGAGAAGACGCCAAUACCAAUCAAACUCGCUAAAGACAGCUUCAAUAUGAAACCUGAAGGUGGUUUCUGGCUGAAGGUGUUACCAAGAAAAAAUACGCAUCACACUCUAGCAACUAAUCUCGUAAAUGGAACACACUAAAUAUAAAAUGAAAACAAUGAAAACUCAAAUGAACACGGUACAGGACGUUUCUUUCUGUACGGCAAGAAGACGAUAAUGUUGCUGCAAAUUCAAGAAAUAAUCUGCGGUAUAUUAAACGUAUUAAUCAUAUUAUGUAAGUUUCUUAGAAAACGGCAAAAGAGAAAACAGCAUGAAAAAGAUUAAUGG
Molecule: messenger RNA, 3511 nt
Organism: Mycetomoellerius zeteki
Lineage: Eukaryota; Metazoa; Arthropoda; Insecta; Hymenoptera; Formicidae
Exons: 3
Coding region: 182-3325 (1047 amino acids)
Molecular function (GO): heme binding; iron ion binding; monooxygenase activity
Source: RefSeq, a predicted model, not a curated record